GAGAAACGAAACGUAGAAGAUGGAAGGAGAAAUCAGCAACUUCAUCAUGGUAUGGAGCUUAGCUAUGGCAUUACUUUGCUACAGCUACACAAUUGGCAAGAUCAUCCCUCAAGGUAAAACCAGACUCCUCGCCCUCUCACCACCCACAAUCCUCCUCUUCAUUCUCCCUCUCAGGCUCACCUCCAUGCACCUCGGAGCCCCUUCUUCCUUCUUCCUCGCUUGGCUUUCCACCUUCAACCUCCUCCUCUUCUCCUUUGGCAAAGGCUCCCUCUCAUCAAACCCCCCUCUUUCCCUCCCUCACUUUCUCCUCCUUGCUUGUCUUCCCAUCAAAUUCCAACCCCAACAUCACAAUUUCAAAUCGCAAUCAGCAACCACAACGAUGACCGCAGCAUCUAGAAUUAUUGAGUCUCCGCAGCUAGAUGAUGACCACAUCAACCGGCAUUUGUUUGCAAGUCCACAACCGAACCACCGCAAUAAAGUUAUUGCCAACAAAAAAUGGCAAUUCAACUACGAUAACUAUAGGUACACAAUCAUGGUUAUACUUUUUGCUUCAUGUGUUCCUCUCUACGAAAAGAAAGAAAAUUUCCACCCCAAGUUCACAAUGUUGUUGUACACUCUCCACAUGUACACGGGGAUAGAAAUCUCUUUUGCUUUUGUUUCCGCAAUGACUCGCAAAUUUUUACAAAUAGAGAUGGAGCCACAGUUUGAUGAACCUUAUCUCAGUACCUCGCUCCAAGACUUUUGGGGAAGAAGGUGGAACAUGGUGGUGACACGCAUCCUCCACCCCGCCGUGUAUGUUCCGGUGGUCAACGCCUGCAGCCACGUGAUAGGGAGGAAGUGGGCCCCUCUCCCGGCUGUGGUGGCUACUUUCACGGUGUCAGGGAUGAUGCAUGAGGUGGUAUUCUACUACAUCAAGCAUGAGAAGCGCACGUGGGAGCGUUGGGAACCCUCAUGGGGUUCCAUCUGCUUCUUCAUUCUUCACGGGGUGUGUUUGGCGCUAGAGAUUGGAGUGAAGAAGGUGUUUUUUAAAAAGAAGUGGUCGUUGCCAAGGGUGGUGUCGCGCACCCUCACGGUGGCGUUCGUGGCGGGGACUGGGGUAUGGUUGUUUGUGCCGGCGCUUGCUGGGUGUGGGGCGUUUGUGAAGGCGCAAAGAGAGUUUGUUGCGGUUGUUCAGUUCGUGAAGAAUGUGUACACACUAAUGUCAUAAGUUUUUAUUUCAGGUGAUUAACGUGUUAGUGGUGCAAUAUUGUAUGUUAAUGUUUAGUUUGGGAAAAUAACUUAAUUAAGCGUUUAUGAUCAUAAGUGCUUAUGACAUAAGCGCUUAUUUAUAAGCUAUUUUAAAAAAUUUAUUGAAAAAAAUUGAAAAUAAGCUAUAAUAAGCAUAAACUCUUUUUCAUAAGCUAUCAUAAGUAGCUUAUAAAAAUAAGCUCAAAACAGCUUAUGAUAGCUGUUUGCACAAGCUCUUUCAAAUAAUGACAUA
This is a messenger RNA of Lotus japonicus, 1480 nucleotides long. Its product is annotated as acyl-CoA--sterol O-acyltransferase 1-like. The transcript has a single exon. The record is from RefSeq and is a predicted model, not a curated record. The coding region runs from base 20 to 1207 and encodes 395 amino acids. Gene Ontology annotation, biological process: lipid metabolic process. Lineage: Eukaryota; Viridiplantae; Streptophyta; Magnoliopsida; Fabales; Fabaceae.